AUGGUUUAUCAGUUUUACAGCAUCGGAGAUAAAAGAGUCAUCAGCCUCAAAAAAACACCACAACACGACAAUAAUUGUGUGGUCGUGGGCUCUUCACGUGGCUGGGUGGUCUGGUUCGAUAGCGUCAACAACAACCUAUUCCUCUCCAAUCCCCUCACGCAUCGUCACCUCAAAUUGCAUAAUAUUCCCAGCAAUUCUUCUGAUGAUACAAGAGGCGGAAUAAGCAGCAUCAUGAUCUCCAGCCCCGACCCGGACACUGAUCCAGAGUGUCGUGCCGUGAUUAUCCAUGGCCCGCAGAUGGAACCCGCUCGGCCAGCGAACCAGUUAUGCAUCGUGCGUCUACUCAACUUCACAAAAGCUCUUCUUCCUUCUGCUGCUUCACAGAUGACCAAAGUGGUACAGAUCUGCUGGAGGCUUGGGAUCUCCGGGACCCUCCCGCUCUCUCCAAGGAUGAUCCCGAUGGCCGUGUCGGUAGAUAAGGACAAUUAUCCUGUGGCCUCUGGGUCGGAGUCGGAACGUAAACGACUCUGCAAGAGCUACCGGUUCCUUCCGGACGUGAGGCGGUUUGUGGAGCAUACGAACGAUGACGACCAUACAGCUCCAUACACAACGGUCGGUUUCGACGUUCACAAAUACGUGCCCGGCUCGAGUACAUGGGCAGGCUUUGUUUGUGGGCAGCAGCAAUGGGUGACCAACCCGCCCAUAUGGUUUAGCCCCACUCCACUGCUUCGAUUCCCCUUUCUUAUUAGGAAGGAAGGGGGCGCCGAGGUCGUCUCCGCCCACCCGAGAUGA
This is a messenger RNA of Striga asiatica, 792 nucleotides long. Lineage: Eukaryota; Viridiplantae; Streptophyta; Magnoliopsida; Lamiales; Orobanchaceae. The record is from the annotation of a GenBank genome assembly.